AGCGUUGAGCUUCCGGGUGCGGGAGAGUAUCCGUUUUAUUAUAAGCCUAGAGGACUGCUGCUAUGGCCGAGUCCCAGCUUAAGUGUUUGGACGAUGACCAUGUAAAUGAAAAGAUACCGGAGUUCAAGCCGGAGUUUUACUACAGCGAAGAGCAGAGGGCCGCGCUAGAGCAGUUAUUGAAAAACGGCGAUGAGGCGUUUAAAUUGCGACUUAAGGAGGACAACAUUAAAGACUUUCUGUCUGCUCGGGAAAUUAGCUGCUUUCGAAAUACUUUCAGGGAAUAUGAAGUGGAGAGCGAUGCAGAGAUGUGUGACAAUAAGUCACCAACCAACUCCAACGCGGAUUCUGGUGUCCAUUCCACGUACUGGCCCCAGCUCUCUGAUGCAGAAGUCCCCUCGUUGGAUAUCGGAUGGCCGAACAGUGGAUACUAUAAAGGGGUGACACGGGCGUCAGUGUACACUCACCCCCCUAAAGAUAAAAGCCCUCAUAUCAAAGAAGUGGUUCGGAGACUUAUUCAAGAGUCCACCAAGGUGGUGGCUGUGGUGAUGGACCACCUGACGGACCUGCUGAUCCUGCAGGACCUGGUGGAUGCGGGGGCACGACGCGGAGUGGCCGUCUACAUCCUGCUGGAGGCCCAGGGGCUGCCAGACUUUCUGGACAUGAUGGGUCGUCUGUCCCUCUCUGCCCUCGCCCUGCGGAAUCUGCGGGUGAGGACGCUGCAGGGCUUUGGCUUCCCUCUGUCCUCAGGCAAACUCCCAGGCUCCCUGUGCUCCAAGUACAUGCUGGUGGACGGAGAGAAAGUCAUGUUCGGCUCCUACAGCUUCACGUGGAGUUCCGCUCGCAUGGACCGCAACAUGAUCACCGUCAUGACGGGCCACGUGGUGGACUUCUACGACGGAGACUUCCGCGAGCUGUACGCCGCGUCCCAGGACGUGGACCUGUACCACGAGUUCCACAUCAACAAGCCCCCGGUGGCCGCGCCCAAAUGCAAGUCCACAGCGGAGGAAGUGGCGGCAGUGGCGGCAGUGGCGGCGGCAGCAGCGUCGGUGCGCUCCCAGGCUUCCACGAUGUCCACCUCUCGCUUCCAGGUGGCCGUCGGGGACUCGAAGCCGGCCAAUUUCAAGGUGCCCAUGCACAAGUACCACAACCCCAAGUACUCGCUGGUGGUGGGCAACAGCCUCGGGGGUUCCCUUUUCACGGGGUCCCUCCAGGACCUGUCCUCCAUCAAGGACUCUGUGGAGGUGGACACGAUGGCGGUGAAGGCCCUCCAGAAGAAGUUCCAGCAGGCCAACAUGGCCAGCGACGAGCAUCUGGACAAGGACUCCGCGCCGCCACCGCCCACUUCCUCGAGACCCAUGGAGGAGGAGGGAAGGACGGAGCCGAGCGUGACUUCCCCAUUCGGAGGGAAGAAGCAACGCAGCUCGUUCAGACAGUUCCUCAAGAACAAGAUGGGAAGUUCUCCUCAUACUCAAGCAGACAGCGUCAGCAAAGACACAAAGACAGCCAAUCAUAACACAGAAGCUCAAGCUGCCCAUGUAAAUCAGGACCAAGUCACAGUCACAACCAACCAUGUAGCCAAUCACAAGACAGGGGAGAGAAUCGCCAGCCUGAUCAAGGACAGUAACCCAGCCAAUCACAUUACAGAUGCGAAAACUCCGUACAAGGAUAGCAAAAUGUUAGAACACAAUCACAACUGGAAUGCAAAGCCAGCCACUAACCACAUAGACACCAACCCCCCCCAUCUUAGAGUAGAGGCCAGAUUGGCCAAUUGCCACACAGACACUGAAACCCUCAAUCAAGGCAGUUAUGCUAGACCUAAUCAUGUUACCAACUAUAAAAACCCCGUUCCACGCAGAGAUGCUACGCCAAUGGAUCACAGCACAGCAGACAUGAAGAGAAAAGUAAAUGGCCACCAUCAUGUCCCUAGUGCCGCAGUGUCUAAUGGCAUAGAAGAGGACGAGGACACCUUUGACAUUCAUGCCAAACCAUCCCUGUUGAAGUUUAAUCACAAAAAGUCCUCCAAACUCGGUCAAAGGAGUUUGUCUCUUCAGUCCCUUAACAUUGGUGAUGAAGAUGGCUACAAAGGCCAUAGGAAGCACCACAAGAAGAACUGCAUUCAGUCCUAAGCUCAGAAUACUCAAGGGACGGUGUCAAUCUGUUUGUUUGUUGUAAUCCGUCCAUUUUUCGACAUGACUGCGCGAAGGCCCUCAACGCAAAGCUGCAGCCCCCACUGCUCCCUCGGGUUAGGGAGGGCGGCGCUGUGGAUGCCCUUUGACCUUUUGAUCACUUCCCAGUGACCGCUCACAGCAGGCCACUCUGAAGCCUGCUACCUCACAGCGGUGAAUGGACUGAGAUCGACGCGAUAAAUGUUCUGAGGCUUUUAAAGAGUGAGUGAGUGCUUUUAAAUGGCACCAUGCGCAUUAAAGGCAGAGUGCCAUCUCAGCAAAAGGCUGUUAAUAUUUGAUCUCAACAGCCAAUCAAAUUGUACCUCUUCCUUCCCUGCUUUUUUUUAAGCAACGUUGUUGCAGCAUUGGCUGAAAUUGUUUAUCGAUCUAUUAUCAGUCCGAGCCACUGUGUUUGUUUUCACGUAUAAAGAGUCUAGACUGUGAACACCAUGAGAACGCACAAAGAGUGGAAAGCUAGAGGGUUGAAAUUCGGACAAAUGUGGCUAAAAACGUAUUGGACUAGAAUUACAGUCUGUGGCUUUAAGACAGGUCAUGACUAAACAGGUAUACCACACUGGGUUUUGUGGCUAAAGUCCUUGAAACUCCAGGCCAUGAUUCCAAGUAGGUGGUUUAGUGGCAAACCUAGGUGAUGUGACCAAGAGGAAGUUGUAAACCUGGCAACAUAAUACCCUGGCUUCAGUCUCCAAACUAAACAAAGUCAAAGGGCCCUUCUAUUGGGAGGUUUACUCCUUCUGUCUUAACUUGCCCAGAUCGGUCACUUAACCACUUGCCUGAAAUACACCCCAGGCGAGUUUGCCAUGGGUUUAAAGCCUUUAGAAGGCUGUUUGUAUGUAGGUGUAAAUUGUUGUAGAGUCCUGGAUGUAAAGAACAUGCUCUCGACGAACUCGUGCUAAUUUAGCCGUGUCAGUUAGCAAAGAUAGUACUUGCUGGCUUUUUUGUGCACUGUUAAAUUGUGUGUUUUUGUUUUCUUUUUUAUUUCUUUAUUUUUUAAUGUUUUUUAGUCAUAAUGCAUUUUUCUCUAAAUCUUAUUUCCACCUUAGUAAGUGCAUUUGUUUUAUAGAGAAUAUUUAUUUGUUUAUUUGUUUAUCUCUUCCAGACAUUAUUAUGAAAGAAAUACUUGAAAAAGCUGUUAUUCCAGUCAGUCGAUUUGUCAAUUUGUAGGUAUUAAAAGCGGUAAAAAAGACUGCAGACAACAACAAAAUUCAUAAUAAGAUCAUAAUAUACCGUAAGAAGCUGACCAUACAUAGCUGAUGGGAUUAGAGAUCUCUGUGACCAUCAGCAGGAGGACAGUGUGUGUGUGUGUGUGUGUGUGUGUGUGUGUGUGUGUGUGUGUGUGUGUGUGUGUGUGUGUGUGUGUGUGUGUGUGUGUGUGUGUGUGUGUGUGUGUGUGUGUGUGUGUGUGUGAGUGAGUGUGUGAGUGAGUGUGUGUGUGUGUGUGUGUGUGUGUGUGUGUGUGUGUGUGUGAGUGAGUGUGUGAGUGAGUGUGUGUGUGAGUGUGUGAGUGAGUGUGUAUUGUUUAUCCUGACUGGGUGGCAGCAGCAUUCUCCUUCCCACCCUUGUUUGGUGAGGAUGACCUCCUCUCACCUGAUGUAUGAAAGAUUGCUGUUGCCCUAGCACACACUUAUUCAGCAGAAUGUACUGAUAGCCUGAUAGACAUCACCAUGACACACUUACAAAGAAACAGAGCCUCGAGUGCAGGGGAAAUCCAUAUGAAACAGCAAAAACAUAAAGAAGUAAUCUACACCCUCCCUGUGUAAAAAACACAGCCUGCUACUAUUUCGGUCUACUCCUUGAGAGUUUUGGUAGAAUUGCAUGUCAGUGCAGCCUGUCUCUGCAUGUGAGGAGUAGCUUGUGUCUGCAGGCAAGAUUUUCUUUUCUUUUUUCUUUUUAUCUUUUUUCCCCCCACAAUCACCCACGGCUCACUCUGUUUGGAGGGUGCAGAGUUUCAGCAAAUCUUUUCAAGACCCCCCCCCCCCCCCCCCCCCACCCCACCCGGCCCGGCCCCGGCCCACCACCUUUCUUCAUGCUGACAGGAAUAGAGACCCUAGCAGGAUGAGGGGAGGAAGUGACACACGAACACAGGAAGACAAGAGCUCAAGCACACUCACCGCAGAUUCAGCCCGCCUCUCUCUGGCACUCGCGUUUGCUUCGUACUGCAGUCCACGUACACACGUACACACACACACACACACGCACACACACAAACACACACACACACACACACACACAACAUGCAAUGUAUGCAUAUGGCAGGCAAGAAAGAAAGAACUGAGAAAAAAAGAAUUUUUCAAAAAGUUGACUCUGAACGCUGAGUUCAAGUUGAAGAGUUCAGGAAUAUGUUUUUCUAGAACAGUGUGUGUGUGUGUGUGUGUGUGUGUUCAUUAAGCAGCUCUAGACUUGGUUCAGUCAGUCAUUUGUUAUCAUCUGACUGCAGCCUCCUCUGCUGGUCACCUCUCCUCUGUUACUCCUGUAUGCUAUUCUGCAUAUGAGCUACUGUAGCUUACAGUACUUGCACUACAGCGUCCUUAGUGGUUAGGUAGCAUGUUUGCCCAUUAAUUGUACCCCAAUGUUUAAUUUCUAUGGACUGAAGUAGCGUAACAAAAUGUUAUUGUUCAUUGUGUUUAGUCUCAUUUUUUUAAAGUAUGAUAAGAUUUUUGUUGCUGUCUACUCUGUUACACUUAGACAUGGCAUGUGGCUUCAUUGGCAGAGGAUUCUACUGUAGUUACAGGGCAGGAUGUGCCCGUUAUUGAAUGCUGAGAAAUAAUACAUAAUGUAUCAGUUCAGACGCAUGGCUUCAAACAAUACUGUGGUCAUUUAUAUCUA
Messenger RNA from Sardina pilchardus (European sardine), 5009 nucleotides. RefSeq names its product family with sequence similarity 83 member Fa (gene sack1fa). The transcript has 6 exons. Lineage: Eukaryota; Metazoa; Chordata; Actinopteri; Clupeiformes; Clupeidae. Gene Ontology annotation, molecular function: protein kinase binding. Bases 63 to 2126 code for a protein of 687 amino acids. Gene Ontology annotation, biological process: signal transduction. The record is from RefSeq and is a predicted model, not a curated record.